UUGUCUGGGUGGCGCGGGCGAGUCAUCGCCGGGCCUCGCCGUCUGGGUCUUUCUUCCCUCCCCCCGCCUGGGCGUGGGGGGUCGACCAGCCAAGUGGGGCGGGAGGCGCCUCGGACCUUCCUCUUCGUUUCGUUCUGGCCAGCUCACCGGUUACCGGCGCUGGGGUCCUUGGGGCCCGCGAGGCCCGGUCUGAGAGGCCGGGGCCCGCCGCUGGGCCCCAUGAGGCACAGCCUGACCAAACUCCUGGCGGCCUCGGGCACUGACUCCCCAACCCGCAGCGAGAGCCCGGCGCAGGCCGCCACCUGCCCGCUGCCCCGGGACUGGGCCCGGGCGGCCGCAGCGGAGGAGGAAGAGACGGCGGCCUCCAGAUCUCCCGGCGGCGAGGGCGAGUUGGAGGACGGGAGGGGCGGCCGCGGCGGCGUAGCGGUGCGCGCGCCCUCGCCCGAGGACAUGGAGGAGGAGGCGAUCGCCAGCGUCCCCGGGGAGGAGACGGAGGACAUGGACUUUCUGUCCGGGCUGGAACUGGCGGAUCUGCUGGACCCCCGGCAACCGGACUGGCACCUGGAACCCGGGCUCAGCUCGCCGGGGCCUCUCUCCUCGUCCGGCGGAGGCUCCGAUAGUGGCGGUCUAUGGAGAGGGGACGACGACGACGAAUCCGCGGCUGCCGAGAUGCAGCGCUUUUCUGACCUGCUGCAGAGGCUGUUAAACGGUAUUGGAGGCUGCAGCAGCAGCAGUGACAGUGGCAGCGGCGAAAAGAGGCGGAGAAAGUCCCUUGGCGGAGGCGGCGGCGGCGGCGGCGGCAGCGGCAACGACAACAACCAGGCGGCGACAAAGAGUCCCCGGAAGGCGGCGGCGGCUGCUGCCCGUCUUAAUCGGCUGAAGAAGAAGGAGUACGUGAUGGGGCUGGAGAGUCGAGUCCGGGGCUUGGCAGCCGAAAACCAGGAGCUGCGGGCCGAGAAUCGGGAGCUGGGCAAGCGCGUGCAAGCACUGCAGGAGGAGAGUCGCUACCUACGGGCCGUCCUGGCCAACGAGACCGGACUGGCUCGCUUGCUGAGCCGGCUGAGCGGCGUGGGACUGCGGCUGACCACCUCGCUCUUCAGAGACUCGCCAGCCGGUGACCAUGACUACGCUUUGCCGGUGGGAAAGCAGCAGCAGGACCUGCUGGAAGAGGACGACUCAGCGGGCGGAGUGUGUCUUCAUGUGGACAAGGAUAAGGUGUCGGUGGAGUUCUGCUCGGCGUGCGCCCGGAAGGCGUCGUCUUCUCUUAAAAUUUUCUUUUUUAGGUGAUUUCCUUCCUGCCAGGCUCCGUUGUAGGGGUUACAGAGCAGUCGUUCCCGCCUCACAACCUGGUAAGGAUCCAUCUCUUCACGUAACGCUCAUGCUCUGCUGCUUAGUCUACUUUAAUGGGCAACAUCUCAAUUUUGUGUGUGCGUGUGAUUUUUUUUUUCUUUUUUUUUUCCUUUUUUGAAAGGCGGGAGGGGAAUCUAAUUUGGGCCCUGUCCACCCUGGAAACAGACUUGUGCUGGUCAAUAAUGUAUUUAAGAUGCUUCUUAUGGUUGAAAUAGCUGUUAAUGUGUCCCCUUGUUCAGACUUGCGUGUACCUAGCUCUUCUGUCCCCAGUGUGGACAUGGCCUUGGAUGACAUCGAUUCCAACUGUACACUGAAAGCUGCUAUUAGAGAUACAGUUUGGAGACAGUGAAACAGGUGAAGUUGAAUGGAAGUUCUGAGUUGUACAAGGUGCAAGUUGGAAUUCCAGUAUUAGAGCAACUUUUCAGAGGUUGACAAUAAGUGUUUGGGGCAUGCAUAAAUAUGAUAGUUAUUUUGCUGGAGGUGACAACAAAAUAACUUAAAUAUUCAAGAAUGCCUUUUAGUUUUAAGUAGAUCUAGAACUACAUUAUUCAGGUUAUUAGGUUUUAAUAUCGCACCAUUAGAGAAGUUGGAAAUUAACAUGCAUAUCAGACUCCUGUGUUAAUUAUUUAAAGGAGGAAUAAGAAUGGUUAAUGAAAUGUUUCUUUGAGGACCAGCACAGUGAUUACCCUAUCACUGAGUAUGAAUAAAUUGUUGAAAACCUUUAUUUUUGUUGUAUAAAAAUUUUAGGUUAAAUUUAUGUAUGAUUCAAUUUUGAAGGUUGUGAAAUGUGAAUGAAAACAUGUAAAGUGAGGCUUCACAAAGAAUCUUUCCAUAUUUCAAUUGAGUAGUUCUGGCUACUUAAUGACAUGAUUGACACUUUCCAAAGAUCGGAUAUAUUCUUCCCUUGAAGUUUUUCUGUUAUCUCUUGUCCAGUUGUAUAAAUUGAGUUAUGGUGACUGUCAGUAUAAGAGGCAUUAUGAAAUUCUUUGUGAAACAUCACUGUUUGAUAAAGUAUAUACCUAUUUAGCAUCCUUGUUUUUCUUUGUGCUAAAGUGGAUACAGCUGUUGGGGCAGAAGAGACGGGACCAGCUGCUGGCCACAUUUCCUGCUUUAUUUUAAAAGGUAGUAUAAGAAAUGAGGAAAAAGAGGUAAUAUCAGGGCUUCUGCUGUCUUUCUUUUAAAACGUUCAUAAUUAAGAGGUUUUUUCGGCAGUCCAAAGAUGUAAGUUCUCUUACACACAAAAUGUUUUAUUUUGUUGUUAUUUGUUUAUGAAAAUGGAAUCCUUGUUCUUGCACAACUGUAAAUGUUUUGUUGCUAGAUAAUACUAUUUGAGACCUAACUUGGUCUCUGGUUCCCAGUGCAUCACAGCAAUUUUGUAAAAUCAUCUACUGCACUUGAGCAUGAAUGGGUAGUAGCCAAACUCACAACUUGGAGUGAUGAACCUGCUUAUAGCUAAGUGCAGGAGCAAGCCCGUCACGAUGCAGCUGCAUGGGUUUUUAGUGCCUACUGAAUUAUACAUAUAUAUAUCUAUAUAUAAACCAAAAGUAGUUGGAAAAAUUAUUUGAAAUGACUAAUUUGUGCUAUCUUUAUGGAAUAUGUUAAAUGUAGAUUUUUGAAACAGAAGCCUUGAAUUGAAGUUUAAUUAAUACUUGAACAUUUUGUAUAUACUUCUUUGUAUAUAAUUUUGUGCAGUACCAAUGACAAAAAUAUGGUGUCAUAAUAAAACCAGGUUUGUUGAUCUUUCAGUUAUGGGCUCAAAGAAUUUUUUCAUCUCUAAUAUGACAUUGAAAAAUAACCGAUGAGAAUAGGAAAAAUGAUUGUUGUUCACGUUGACUGUGGGUCUUAAAGGUUCUGAAAGCAGUAAGUGCGUUUUUCUAAAAAUUAUACCAUUCCCUGGAAUAUUUUCUUCUAAUGUCAAUGCUUUUCCUGCAUUAUUUGAAGUUGGAGCUUGGGAAAAACAGUAGUCAAAAGCUUUCUGAGUUGGGAUGCUUUGAAAUUCCAAGUGUAGACUUUUAGAAUGUCAUUUUAUAAAUGGCAGUUUUUGAAAAUACUUGAUUAAGAACUUUUGAAAGUGGGGAUUAGUAUCGCCUAUUUUUAAAGCUGCUUUGUUAGGUUACUUAUGUUUUAACUGUCUUAGUUUCCAUUUCAUUUUUUUUUUUCUUUCUAAUUUUGGUGACAGUGAUUUUGUCAUUUUUUACAUCAACUUCAUAGUCUUGUUUUUACAUGGUAUUGCAUGUAUUUAGGACCUAACGGGAUUUAAAUAAAUUUGGUCAUAUUUAUGUGUAAGCACAUUUUACUGUAAAUGUUUGAAUUUCUGAAUU
Messenger RNA from Molossus molossus (Pallas's mastiff bat), 3671 nucleotides. RefSeq names its product CREB/ATF bZIP transcription factor (gene CREBZF). Bases 220 to 1287 code for a protein of 355 amino acids. The record is from RefSeq and is a predicted model, not a curated record. Gene Ontology annotation, molecular function: DNA-binding transcription factor activity; transcription cis-regulatory region binding. The transcript is spliced from 2 exons. Gene Ontology annotation, cellular component: nucleus. Lineage: Eukaryota; Metazoa; Chordata; Mammalia; Chiroptera; Molossidae. Gene Ontology annotation, biological process: regulation of transcription by RNA polymerase II.